GAAAGCGAAAUUGUAUUUAUGCACGCGUGAGAGAGCCGUUAAAUCUACGUGGCGCGUGCCUUGCUCGAGCUAUCAACAGCAAUAAAACACGAAACAUUAAAAAUCGUCUGCAGUUCGUUACAUUUCCAAGAUGUCUGACGAUAUGUCGAGUGUGCAAUCAACUGAGGACUUCAGUCGUGAGAGGUUACAACUAAAUCAACAUUUGGAGAAGAUGACUGAACAAAUGGAGAAUGCUUCAGUGAAGUUGUCUUGGAUGGCCUAUGAUAUGGUUGUGCUACGGACUAGUCCAGAUCUUGCAGAAUCCCUCAAGUGCCUGGAGAAUGAGUUCCUUAAGUGCAAAGCUGUUAUUUGUGGUCCCACAGAUGGACAAGAUAAAAAAUCUCAUCUUGCCUCUGAAGAACCUAAUAUUCCCCAAGAAAAAAGUUAGAGUUUCAGUGUAGAACAGAGGCAACUAAUAGGAAGAUGUUAAUGGUGUUAAAACUAAUGGAGUUAGAUCUGCCAGGGUUGUUUGGUGACACCAUAUAGGCUUUUUGUAAUUUAACAUGAUUUGAUUCCCUCAUACAAAUAAAUAUCAACAAAGCAGACAUCCUUAUUGUGAAUCUGAUUAAUGCAACUCAUUAAAAUGCA
Molecule: messenger RNA, 627 nt
Organism: Carassius carassius (crucian carp)
Lineage: Eukaryota; Metazoa; Chordata; Actinopteri; Cypriniformes; Cyprinidae
Gene: syce3
Product: synaptonemal complex central element protein 3
Exons: 3
Coding region: 131-427 (98 amino acids)
Biological process (GO): reciprocal meiotic recombination; spermatogenesis; synaptonemal complex assembly
Source: RefSeq, a predicted model, not a curated record